CAAAUUUUCCCAAAUCAAACUUGGCCUCUUUCUCUCUUCACCAUUGUCGCGCCCUGCCACCGCCGUCGCGACUCGCCGCCACGACCAGCGCCGCUGCCACGCCGGCCGUCUGCUCGGCCGAAUUCCACCAUCAUUUCCCCUAAAUUGGUUUCCGACCUCAGGGCUAGGGUUCCGCCGAGCAGGAUUUUGAAGAAGGUGUCGGACGACGUGGUCGUCUCCUGCCUGCGGAUUGCCACUCCCGUCGACCAGCUGCCCAGAAUCGACGCCUAGCUUGCCCAGUCGCAGCAGGUCGUCGCCAAGUAUUCCGUCCUCGGCCUCGCCCACCACCCGCAUGAUAAAGACCUCGACAAUUUCAUGAUUAUUGCCCAGCUUCUUUCUGAAAGGUUGAUUCCAUUUGUUGCACUUGAUGUCAAUAGCGAUCGAGUUGCAUAUGGACGCGCACUUGACCUUCCUGUUUACUUUGGUGAUGCCGGUAGCCGUGAGUUUGAAGUAGAGAGGGAGGGAGUCAGAGACAUGAAUAGGGAUAUGUUGCGGUGGAAAGCCAGGAUUGUUGCUAUCAAAGCACUAGUUUUUGGCGGAUCAAGUUGAUGGGAGUCGAUGCACCGUGUUUUAAUCGAGAAUGCAGCGAAAAACUUAGCUACGAGGACUACUACUUUUUUUUUUUUGGUCAGAAACGAGGACUACUACUAACGAGAAGGCUGAAGCAGAGAACGUUGUUUCAAAUGUUUAGCAAGUUGCGUGCAUUUGUAUAUGUUUUAUUAUAUUUGGAUGAUAAUGUAUGAAUAUUUUUGAUGUUAUAUAAUAUAUGUUAUCAAUGACAA
Messenger RNA from Salvia miltiorrhiza (redroot sage), 821 nucleotides. Its product is annotated as K(+) efflux antiporter 2, chloroplastic-like. The record is from RefSeq and is a predicted model, not a curated record. The coding region runs from base 355 to 588 and encodes 77 amino acids. The transcript is spliced from 5 exons. Gene Ontology annotation, cellular component: chloroplast; membrane. Gene Ontology annotation, molecular function: potassium:proton antiporter activity. NCBI's taxonomy places the organism in Eukaryota, Viridiplantae, Streptophyta, Magnoliopsida, Lamiales, Lamiaceae.